Gigantopelta aegis is the source of this 1971-nucleotide messenger RNA. Its product is annotated as adenosine deaminase AGSA-like. The record is from RefSeq and is a predicted model, not a curated record. The transcript has 10 exons. Gene Ontology annotation, molecular function: adenosine deaminase activity. Gene Ontology annotation, biological process: inosine biosynthetic process; adenosine catabolic process. NCBI's taxonomy places the organism in Eukaryota, Metazoa, Mollusca, Gastropoda, Neomphalida, Peltospiridae. Bases 346 to 1905 code for a protein of 519 amino acids.
GCCGCGUUCGGAAUACCACGAUUUUUUCGGUAUCAUUCGUGGAGUUGGCCGGGGAGUUCCGAGUAAAUGUGGGAAAGGCCAUCGGCUUGAAUUCCGGUAGGAUGUCGGUUCGUGUCCAGUCUCAGUGUGAGUGCACAGUUUAAUGAGAAGAGUGCACAGAAACAUCGAUUGUACCUGCCAUCCAGCGUAUGUGAAAAACAACCGCCAUAAAACAUGCAAGACCUCAACAGUUUAAAUUACUAGGAAGUCUAGAGCCAGCUAGUGGCCAUUGAAUAGUCUAUUAUCUGCGGCUAUAAAACGUGCGGGUAGCGGUAACGAGGAAGUCAUUUCGCUCAACACAGAACCAUGGACGGACCGGUAUUGCAGAUCGGCGUUAUUUGUUUCAUACUUCACGGAAUGGUGUCCGGAGUUCCGCCCGAGUACCUCCAAAAAAGAAAACACAUCAUAGACACAGAGGAACGGCAGCGCCUUGGGGGAACUUUGGUGUUGAACGCGAAGGAACAAAAAGUGAACGCUGUGUUAAUGGCAGCGAAACGGAAAGAGAUCGAAUUAUCCCGAGAUACAGGGAAGAUCUUCCCGCCUGCCAUCAGCUUCUUCCAGGCCAAGAAGUUGAUCGAUCACAGUGCGGUGUUUAGUAUUAUUAAACGAAUGCCAAAAGGCGGAGCACUACACACACACGAUUCGUCUAUCACCAGUUUGGACUGGUUAGUGACAAAUGUCACUUACCGACCCCACUGUUACAUGUGUUACACAGAGAGUGGAGAUGUCAUGUUUUACUUCUACGCCAAACCACCGACUAAUACAGACUGUCACUGGAAGACCGUCGCUUCACAACGCCAAGCGUCCGGAGAUGCCGAUCGUUUUGACCAACAAUUAGUUAGAAACAUCUCCAUCAUCGUGGACGACCCCAGCUCUGCGUACCCGACGGUGGACGCCGUGUGGAAGAAGUUCGUCAAGUAUUUCCAGGCUGUGAACGGCCUGCUGAACCACGCCCCGGUCUUCAGGGACUACUGGCGCCAGGCCCUGGAGGAGUUCAGACACGACAACGUCCAGUACCUGGAAGUCAGAGCACUUUUACCAACGACGUACGAGCUGGACGGAACGCACCAUGGAGCCGAGUGGGCCUUAAAUACAUACCGUAACGUCACGAGGGAGUUCGUCGCGGAACAUCCCGACUUCAUCGGAGCCAAGCUCAUUCAUAGCGCAGUAAAAUUUAUCAACAAACAAGCGAUGCUUCCAAACGUAAAAGAGGCCAUGGUGUUUUUAAAGAAGUACCCCGACUUUUAUAAAGGAUUUGAUCUAGUUGGCCAGGAAGGUCUGGGUAAAACACUGCUCUACUACUUGGACGACCUUCUGUACCCAUCACAGCAAAACCCACCCGUAUACCUGCCAUAUUUCUUCCACGCAGGGGAAACAGACUGGGAGGAGACACAGGUGGAUGACAACCUGGUGGACGCCAUACUGCUGAAUACGUCCAGGAUAGGUCACGGGUUCGCCAUCCACAAACACCCACAGGUCAUGAAGAUCAUCAAACAGCGAGACAUUGCUGUCGAGGUUAACCCCAUAUCUAACCAGGUGUUGGGACUCGUGAAAGAUUUGCGAAACCACGCCGCCGUAUUACUAAUAGCUGAGAACUACCCUCUAGUGAUCAGUUCGGACGACCCUGCCGUGUGGGAGGCCACUCCCCUGUCACACGAUUUUUACGAGGCCUUUAUGGGGAUGACAGGCGAACAGACGGACCUGACGUUCCUUAAACAGCUGGCAAUCAAUUCUAUAAAAUACAGCGCCAUGAACCAGCAGGAAAAGCAAGCAGCAAUGAAACUAUGGCAGAGGAAAUGGGACAUGUUUAUUGAUGCGACCGUACACCAACAUUACUAUAUUCAUAUACCUGGUAUCAUGGGCUGAUUCUUGUAUUACAAUUUUUAAUGAACUUGACAUAAUUAUUAUCAAUAAAAAGAGAAGGAAAAAGCA